This is a messenger RNA of Portunus trituberculatus (swimming crab), 2572 nucleotides long. Its product is annotated as phenoloxidase-activating factor 1-like. Gene Ontology annotation, biological process: proteolysis. The record is from RefSeq and is a predicted model, not a curated record. The transcript has 8 exons. Gene Ontology annotation, molecular function: serine-type endopeptidase activity. Lineage: Eukaryota; Metazoa; Arthropoda; Malacostraca; Decapoda; Portunidae. Bases 105 to 1193 code for a protein of 362 amino acids.
AACUGCGCUGCGGCUGCGUGGCGGGCCGCGAGUAUAAUGUCACCGUGAAUGCGCUCCUGCCGCCAGUGAGCCAGGAACGCCGAGAGCGCAGACGCAAAACGACGAUGAAGGGACGGAUUUUCCUGCUUAUGCAGCUGCUGCACUUGGCUGUCUCCUUCAAAACGGACUGUCCUCGGCCAUGCAUCCCGCUGGAAACCUGCUCAGAGCUGGCAGCGCUAAUACGAACCGCUGACGUUAAAGUUGUUCAGGAAGCGACGUGUGCCUUCCAAGGUGUCAUGCCCCUGGUUUGCUGUCCUGAAUCCUCAACACCCACGCCCAGUCCCACGCCCACGCCCACCCCCAACCCCACCCCCAAGCCAUUCGUCUCCGGCCUGCUGCCUAAGGACUGCGGUCAAUUUGCCAAUUUACAGGGCAAUAGGGUCCAUGGAGGCAACAAGACUCGUCUCGGGGAAUACCCCUGGAUGGCUGCUCUCGGCUAUAACAACGCCCUGACCAACAAAGUCGACUUCCUGUGUGGCGGGUCUGUGAUCAACGAGCGUUACGUGCUCACGGCGGCUCACUGCGUGUCCCCCAAGCAGCCGGAUAUCAUCCGGCUGGGAGAGUGGGACCUGUCCACUGAUGAGGACUGCGAGAUCACCGACUCGGGUUUCGAGUUCUGUGCUCCUGAACCAGCGCAGGACUUUUUAUAUGAGGAGAUCCUGAGCCACCCAGACUAUAACUCUCGCGCUCAAGUGUCAGACGACAUUGCUCUCAUCAGACUCACCACGCCUAUCAACUUUAGGCGAAACAGGUGGAUCCAGCCAGUGUGUAUGCCAGAGCAGGAUUUCAACGUGCGGUCCGCCGCGGACCAAAGGAACGCAGUGGUGUCUGGCUGGGGCUUCACGGAGAAUGGAACUGUUAGCGAUGUGCUGCUGCAAGUGUACCUGCCUAUGGUGGACAACGACGUCUGCAAUACAACCUACAAGGGCAGAGUGUUGGAUGAACAGGUGUGCUUUGGAGGAGUGAAGGGUAAGGACUCGUGUGGCGGGGACUCUGGCGGCCCCUUGGUAAUCUCUGCCUCCCAAGCCCCGCCUUUCACGCAGAUCGGCAUCGUCUCCUACGGGCCGAGGGACUGCGGCAGGGAGGGGGUGCCCGGCGUGUACACCUCCGUGGCUAAGUACAGGAACUGGAUUGAGCAGACCCUGAGGGAAUAGUAGGGAAGAGAGGAAUACAUCGCAGGGUUAGGAGACGCAUGUGACCUUUGGUUUGUGUUUAUGUAGGUUGUUAUUUUUCACAAUAACCAUAAUGUCACUAUUAUCGCUAUUAUUAUUAUUUUUUUUAUUAUCAUUAUUAUUAUUAUUGUUAUUAUUGUUAUUAUUAUUAUUAUUAUUAUUAUUAUUAUUAUUAUUAUUAUUAUUAUUAUUAUUAUUAUUGGCAUCAUCAUCAUUAUUUGCGACAUCUUCCAGUCUACGUACAUAUUCCUUUGAUCUCGUGUCAGUACUAUAAUUAAGUUAAGUAUGGAUCACAGUGCCGUACUGUGCUAUAGAGUGACAUUCUGUGGCCCUGUAACAAGAAAACUGUGCGUAACAACAAGUUAGUUGACAAGAAUUAGGUGUACUGAAGGAUGUGGCCUAGAGUCGGUCUAGAGUGGACACAGUGUGAAGUCAAGUGGAAAUGCGAGUUUGCACGUCUCCUAAUACUUUGGGUAUGGUGAGGCAGUACAGUAUAUCUUGAAACAGUGAAUAACGUGCUUUUGAGAGAUUUAGAUGCUGUACAGCUGUGGCGAAGAGAGAAACGAUUCCAAGGCUGUGUUAUAUCCAUUGAGACCCUGAGUGGUGAUGUGGUGGUCUGUGCUAGUCACCCAUGAAGACCUCCAUCUUGCCACACACAAACACACACACACACACACACACACACGGGCCUCCUCCCAUCUCAGCCAGGCGUUCAUUAUUCUAUACCCUUCACCGCUGACUCAAGUUCCAUUGAAUCACGAAACAAGUGACCAACAGGCUGUAUUAAUUUUAGUCUCCCACUGUGAUAACAUUGCUCAUUAGUCAUUCAUGUUCGCCUGUCUGUCUGUCCGUCCGCAACAUAUCAAAGUUAUCGACACAUUUAUAGGAAAGAAAAGUUACGUCAUGGGUCUUGAGUUAGGAAGUAAUAUAUUUACAGGCGGAUCCGGAUGUUAAAACCAGUUCUUUUCUUAUUCCUCUCUCUCUCUCUCUCUCUCUCUCUCUCUCUCUCUCUCUCUCUCUCUCUCUCUCUCUCUCUCUCUCUCUCUCUCUCUCUCUCUCUCUCUCAAAAGCUUCCUCAGAUUUUCAAGGCCCACUGCGGGCGAGCCACAUUUCAUAGCAGCAGAGUGAGAAAGCUUGCCACAUUUUUGUAUGGCUCUGGGCGAGAUAAACGCUACUUAAGUGUCUCCUUUCUACUUAUUGUGCCUUACCUUCAGUUGUGGCGGAAUUUAUAAUUUGUAUUUUUCACUAGCCAUGAAUAGACAUUUCGUGUUGGGUAUAAAUAAGAAAUAUGAUAAUGUCUGUAUUACUAUGUCAAGUUAUAAAUGUUUAAUAGGGAAAAAAAAUAAAAUAUGAUACUGAAA